Messenger RNA from Bipolaris zeicola 26-R-13, 1704 nucleotides. RefSeq lists its product as uncharacterized. Lineage: Eukaryota; Fungi; Ascomycota; Dothideomycetes; Pleosporales; Pleosporaceae. The transcript has 4 exons. The record is from RefSeq and is a predicted model, not a curated record. The coding region runs from base 1 to 1704 and encodes 567 amino acids.
AUGACAGUUGAUAUUCCCAAUCUGUCGACUUUCAGUAAUCCGCUGCUUUGUUCCAACAGCAAGGAGAUACCAUGUCAGGCACAUGCUGGGCGCGGAUGUAAUAGCUGCCACCUGGUUCAAUACUGCUCAAAGGAAUGCCAGACUGCAGAUUGGUCUCGACACAAGCAAGCAUGUAAAUCCCCAUUCAUGAAAAACACUUGGGAACCCGAGUGGUAUCGUACUGGUCGCCAGCCCGAUUUUAUCGGCGAGGGUCCCUCACACACCACGUUCGGCAAUAGAAAGUAUCUCUGGGGCAACAUGCCUGCUCUCGAUAUCUUGAAGUUUCAGGAUAAUGAAGGUAUGACCAGUGCAACGAGCCACGACUUCAACCUCCUCUUUGCCGCAUCGGGUGAUCUUCGGAACGUCAUCAAGACUAUCGCCGGGCUGCCAGAGGGAUAUGGAGGUAAAUGCGUUGCUGUUUUAAACGAUAUAGAUUUCGUCGUCGUGGCUCGCAAUGCCAUCAUGCUCCUCGCUGCACUUCAGUUCGAACCAGACGUCGCAGUACCGAUAAUUAUCCAUUUAUGGUACUCAGCACUACUUCCCCAUGAUAUGGUACAUGCUAUCCAGUCCACCAUCCUUCCUAUGAUCGAAGAUGUUUGCCAGAAGAUCAAGAACAAGCCCGGCAAUGCACUACAAGCAAAGACAUUUGAGGUAAAUGACCGAAAGCUAAGCAUAGCACUGAAGAAAGACGAGUGGGCUCGCUUGGCGACGUUUUGCCAGGUUCGCGAAGGAUUGUCAGCAGAAGCUGCUCAACGGAUUCGCCGCCGCAUUACGCUGGCUCCCGAGAGAGUCGACUAUCGUGAUCGAGCUAUGCUGAAACUGCUUGCUGGUGUUCGCCAGGGAGAAAUCACGCUGUUCUUUCAAAAUGACUGGCUAAUGAACGAUGACGCUACUCCCCGCGGUGGCUGGCGUUUUAACGAGUAUAUGGAGGACGCCCCAGCUGCGAAAGCGGACGAGUUCGGUGCCAUUUUCUUUUACCUCAAAGGACUCCUUCUCAGGUUCUGCGAUAGGCUACGGAGCUCCAACGUUUCAUUCCGCCUGUUCAACAUGGAUGCUCGAGAUAUAGGACCCUAUCUCGACAUGAGGUUUGAUCGUAUAGAGAUCUCCAACAUAUGCGAUCGAGGUUACGUCGGCCCGCACACCUGUCUACAACUCUUCUCACAACUCCUCAAGCCAACAUCACAAAACCCAAACGCCACACUACUUCUUCUCUUCAUAAAUGCCGCCGUGGAAGUAGAUCGCGAAGCACACCCGCAAGGAGAUCUCCAGUCACUCGUACCGGCUAUGGAACGCCUCAGAGAGUACAUACCCUUCGACAAAUCCCGCGCAAACAUGAACGGAGCUGGAAUGAAUCUAGCUGCACAUCCCGACCUAAUCUUGCGUAUCGCCUGUUCCGAUAUGUUCAAACCGUGGCACAAGCACUUUGAUACUUUCAUGGAUGAGUGCAGGAUUACGCAGUUCGCUGCGCUGUGUGGGAUGGCUGUCAAGAAGAAACAUACCAUUGUUCAGCCUUGGCCGUACAGGGUUGAGGAUCAAACUACACAAAGAGAUUUCGAUGUUCUGCGCGCGAGUAGUAGAACUGGAUUUGAGCGAUAUGUAGAGUUGCAGAAGCUUGGAAGUACUGCUGAUGAUGCGCGUAUUGCGUUUGCCCACCUGCAAUUGUAG